Aureobasidium namibiae CBS 147.97 is the source of this 1770-nucleotide messenger RNA. Its product is annotated as Poly(A) polymerase. Gene Ontology annotation, cellular component: nucleus. The record is from RefSeq and is a predicted model, not a curated record. NCBI's taxonomy places the organism in Eukaryota, Fungi, Ascomycota, Dothideomycetes, Dothideales, Saccotheciaceae. Gene Ontology annotation, molecular function: RNA binding; poly(A) RNA polymerase activity. The transcript has 4 exons. Bases 1 to 1770 code for a protein of 589 amino acids.
AUGGCAGCUCCUCGUCAAUGGGGCAUCACACCGCCCGUCUCGACCGCCUUCCCUACCGACAAAGACCUCGCCCUGAGUGAAGCUCUCCUCGCCGAGCUCAAGGAACAAAAGAGUUUCGAAUCCACCCAAGACACCAACAAGCGAGUCGCUGUCCUGGCCACCUUCCAAAAGGUCGUCACCGAGUUUGUCAAGCAUGUCGGCAGAAUAAAGGGUCUUUCCGACAGCGUCUUGCAGAAUGCUGGAGGCAAGGUCUUUACCUUUGGCAGUUAUCGUCUCGGUGUCUACAGUCCAGGCUCCGAUAUCGAUACCCUCGUUGUCGCGCCCAAGCAUGUGUCCCGCGACGACUUCUUCGAGCACUUCCGUGGCAUCCUCGAGUCCAUGUCGCCGCCCGGAUCCAUUGAAAAGUGCACUGCUGUGCCAGAAGCUCAUGUCCCCAUCAUGAAGCUCGUCUAUCAAAACAUCGAGAUCGAUCUCAUCUUUGCUCGUCUGCAGCUCAACUCGAUCCCGCCAAACCUCGAUCUGGAAGACAACAGUCUGCUACGCGGCUUGGACGAAGCAGAUUUGCGCUCCGUCAAUGGAACCAGAGUCACUGACGACGUCUUGCGUCUUGUGCCCCAGGAAAAGACAUUCCGCCAUGCCCUGCGUUGUGUCAAGCUCUGGGCCAGUCGCCGUGCCAUCUACGGCAACAUCAUUGGCUUUCCUGGAGGAAUUGCUUGGGCCAUCAUGGUCGCUCGCAUUGCCCAGCUCUAUCCUCACGCUUCUGGCUCUCUGAUUGUCGCCCGCUUCUUCCAGCUCAUGAAGGGCUGGGCUUGGCCUAUGCCUGUUCAGCUCAGAGUCAUCGAGUCUGGUCCUCUUGAUCAUUCCGCAAAGAUCUGGAACCCCAAGAUCUACCCUGGCGAUGGACGUCAUCUCAUGCCUCUCAUUACUCCUGCCUAUCCCUCCAUGUGCGCUACUCACAACAUCACAAAGUCUACCCUGAGUGUCAUCACUCGCGAACUCGAACGCGGCCACGAGAUCUGCACCAAUAUCUUCGACGACAAGAUGCAAUGGAAGCAUCUAUUCGAGGGCCAUACCUUCUUCACAAAGGACUUCAAGUAUUAUCUUAGUGUGGUUUCGGGAAGUCUAAAUGAAGAGGCUCAGGGUGACUGGAAAGGCUUGGUCCAGUCCAAGGUCAGAAGACUCAUCGGCAGUAUCGAGCAGUCUCAGGAGAAUGUCGCUUAUGCUCGUCCCUUCACCAAAGGCUACGAACGCGUACAUCGCGUUAGAAACGAUGACGAGAAGGAUAAAGUCAUGCAAGGCAGCACAGCAUAUCAAGUCUCCAAGACCGAGACUGUCGAUGAAGCACAGAACGUCAAGCAAUUGUCCGCUGAGCAGACCUCUCUCGACAACAUCGACGAGCCUGUCACCAAGGUCGAAAAGCCCGACGAGAAAGAAAAUGGCAUGACCAACAUCUGGACCACAACCUACUACGUCGGAAUUGAGCUGGUUCCAGGUGCGAAAUCGCUCGACAUUGCUUAUCCAGUACAGGACUUUAGGCAGCAGUGUACCCAGGCUACGCAGUACAACGAAGAAGUCAACUCGAUCCGCGUUAUUGUUGUAAAGAGCUACGACCUACCCGAAGACGUCUUCAAGGAAGGCGAGCAGCGUCCCGUCAAAACAAAGAAGGUCAAGGCCAAUGGAACCAAGAAGCGAAACGCCGGCGAAGCCAAUCUGGACGUACGUAUACAAUCACGAUGUCGACAAAGGAAUAUGCCGGUCGGGAUCUCAUGA